Molecule: messenger RNA, 2604 nt
Organism: Tetrahymena thermophila SB210
Lineage: Eukaryota; Ciliophora; Oligohymenophorea; Hymenostomatida; Tetrahymenidae
Product: IBR domain protein
Exons: 9
Source: RefSeq, a predicted model, not a curated record
AUGAAUGAUAUUUAAAUGCUUCCUGAAGAAAAUUUUUUGAAUCAUGGAUUUUAACUUUACAAAAUUAGAUUAGAUUAAAAAACAUUAAAUUUGAUAUAAGCUCUUUUAAUGGAGCUAUCACUGAUAUCUAAUAAGAGCAUAUUAAAUGAUAGUUUUGCUAGGAAUAAGGAGAUAAAUGUUGGAUUAAUGGAGGGAAUAUUGAAAGUGCUUGAGUGGAGAGUAAAUGGUAAUAUCAAUGACGGUGAAUUUGCUAUGCUGUAUGUUGAAUGGCUUAAAUCUAAAUAAUUUAUAGUUAAUGAUCAUUUAAUAUCCUUCUCUUAUGAAUUAUUAGUUCCGAAAAAUACAAUUAUCAAUUAUCUUAGAAAUUAGAAACAUGAAGACCUGUCUUUCGUUAUAAGUUAAUAUAUGGAACUUUUGAAUAGUCAAUUUAACGAACACUUGUCAAGCAUUACUAAAAUACAUCCAAAAAAUAUUGAAAUUAGCGAAGAUAUCUAUAUAAUGUUUGAUGAUGAAGGUAUAGGGUAUGUAGGAAUAGAUUAAAUGAUCUUUUUGUUUAUGGCCUUGGUAAAGAAGCAGAGAUUAAGCAUUCCAAAUUCUAAAAAUUAGUUUUAUAGUGAAUUUCAAACUUUUGUUUCAUAGAUUCCAUAAAUAAAUGGAAAUAUUUCUUUAAGAAGCUUUAAAGCUUACAUAGUCUUAAGUUCACCUUCAAGUGAUGAUAUUUAAGAAAUUUUAGAUAGCUGCUAAGAAUUAAUGAAUGAGUUUGGCUGGAAUUAGCACAAUCAACAAGAAUCAAGUGAUGUUUAGUUUAUUUUUCCUAAACCUUUUAAUGAAGCUUUUGUUGAAUGCAUGAAUACUCUUCAUCAAUAAGGCUACAUUACAAAUGAAGAUUUGAUGAGAGACGAAUUCUUAAACACAUACAAUAUCUUUCUGAAUGAAGAUUACUUUAAAAUUUUAGGUGAGAGUACUAAUCAUACUAGCUAUAUUAACUGCUUAGAUUAAGGUAAAUUUUAAAGGGCACUUUUUAGCAAUAGUUUAGAAUUCUAUAAUGAAAGAGUCUUGUCAGGGUUAAAUAUCAAGUUAUCUUAAAAUGUGUUUAGCUGCUUUGUGACUAAGUUAGAUCAAAAAAUUUAAUAAUAUAUUACUGCAUUCACAAAUAAAUAUAUUCCUUAAUCUUACUAAAGCUAUCAAUCUUAUGAUUCAAGAUAAGACUUAAAUUAAUAGAAGGGAUCAAAAGUCUUUUCAAAAUCUAGACAAAAUAAACCAAGUGUUGAUAUGAAAGCUGAAAUGUAAAGACUUGAAAAGGAAAAUUACAAGCCUAAAAUAAAUUUUGAUGAUAGUUCUUAUAACAAUUAUAACAAUAAUUACCAUUCAUGGAAUGAGAGUUAUUCUAAUUAAAAUGAUAUUUAAAACAAAUCUACCUUACCCUUUUUUUAGGCAUCAGUUCAACAGACAAUCCCUUCAAGAAAUUCAAUCAAAGAUAACAGUUAUUUAGACAGCUUACAGAAUAAUAUAAACAAAAACAUUAAAAAUAUGCCACAACAAGGAAGAGGUUACAAUGUAUAAACUAAUUAACCUCAAUUCUAACAAUAAAAACAACAGCUAUUUUAAUAGUUUAUUUCUAAAAAUUAAAAUGGAUAACAUAAUUCAAUAGAAUAUAACAUUAAAUUAGCAGAUUUAGAUGCUGGUCAACAGUCAAAAUAGGUAUCAAUCAACAAAAAUAUAAGAAAUAGGAGCAAAAGUCCAGUUUAAAAUUAGUAAAUAUAAAAUCAAGCAGGGAUGACUUUUAAUAAUAAUAAUAAUAAUAAUAAUAAUAAAAAUAAUAAAAUGUAAGCUACGUAAUUUUAAAAGCAACAAUAAUUCCAAAUAAUUUCUAAACCUCCAUUAGAUGCUCGAUAAAAUUUGAGGUAUAGCAAUAAUAGCUUUAAUAAUCAAGAUAAUAGGUAAUUGAAUAGCAAUAAUUCUAGAUAAAAAUUGUCAAGUAAUUAAUAUAAUAGCAUUUUAAGAUAAGUUACUCCUACUAAAUCAGUUUCACCAAUAAAAUUUCAUAUUUCUUUAUCAAACUCCUAAAAAUAAAUUAAUCUACAACAAAAACCUUAUAUCAAUGAAUUUUAACCUAAUCCUUCUCAAUCAGUUUCUUUCUAAAAGCAAACCGCUUCUUCUAAAUUAAAAAAUUUCAGUAAUUAAUAAGGAUCAUCAGUGAAGAAAGCAAAAAGUUCUUUAAAUAUGAGGGCAAACUCCAUAGAAAAUGUAAAUCAUUUUAAUUCAGAUAUUCAACUAAGGUAGUAAACUUCAAUGGGUUUUAGAGAAUAAACGCCAGAUAAAAAAUACUAAAUAAAUAAUAAUAGUAAUUGGAAUGAAAGUAGUAAUUUAAAAAAUAGAAAGACUAGUAUAUCUAGCAAUAAUUAUAUGUAAUAAAGUCUAAACAACUUUUAAAACCAAUCAACUGCUCUUUAAAGAUCAAAAAGUCCACAAGUAAGAAAAUCUUAAACCAUACAAAUGUGGAACAAAAGAAUAGAACCUUUCGAAAAAGUUAUGUAAAGAUUAACUACAUAGUAAAGUGUUAGUCCUAUGAAAGAAAUGUUUAAGAAAAGACCUUUCCAUUGA